This is a messenger RNA of Pyrus x bretschneideri (Chinese white pear), 1778 nucleotides long. RefSeq names its product DNA-directed RNA polymerase III subunit RPC3. NCBI's taxonomy places the organism in Eukaryota, Viridiplantae, Streptophyta, Magnoliopsida, Rosales, Rosaceae. Gene Ontology annotation, cellular component: RNA polymerase III complex. The transcript is spliced from 15 exons. Gene Ontology annotation, molecular function: single-stranded DNA binding. The coding region runs from base 116 to 1648 and encodes 510 amino acids. Gene Ontology annotation, biological process: DNA-templated transcription. The record is from RefSeq and is a predicted model, not a curated record.
UCGGCUGUGUUUGAAUUAAAGGAAAAAAAAACCCUGAGAGCCUGCAACUCUCGCCUGUGCAGUUUUCUGAUCAUUUCCCGCCUAUCUUUGCCGCUCCUCAACUGAGAAGAAGAAGAUGCCGGCGACCCACUUCGGCGUCAAGUACGCCGUACACAUCAUCACCUCCCACUUCGGCAAUCUUGUCGCUAAUGUGUGUGAAAAUCUUCUGAAACGAGGACCCCUAACACUGAGACUCCUAAUUGGGUUCACGGAGCUCACCCCUCAGCAAGUCAAGAACUCCCUCCUCAUCCUAAUCCAGCACAAUUGCGUUCAGCCCUUCUCCGUCGACCAAGCAGAGGGCCCGAAAGUCACUCAGUAUGUAGCGCUGUUCGAUAACAUACUCCAUCGAUGGAGGUUUGCCAAAUUCAUGACGGUUGUUUCCCAGGAAUUCGAUAAAGAGUGUGAACUAAUUAUUAAGGAUUUGCUUGAGAAUGGUAGGCUUACACUAAAACAAAUAACUGAAGCAGGAGAAUAUGCAGUUAAGGAUACUGUUGAGAAAAGCUUUCUUAAACUUGUGAACGCUCAUUUUGUGGAACGCUGCCCUGCUCCUGAAGCAGUUCUUGAAGAAGCAAGUAAAGAUGCUCCAAAGAAGCGAGGUCCUAAGUCUUCCAAGAUUGUUGAAGUACCGGAGACUAUAGAACAACGUGUUGUAGCAGCAGCAGCACCUUCAGCAGCUAUGAGAUUUUCAAUCCUGACUGAUUCUGAAACCGAUGCUCAUGGGGGUAGUUCUUCUAGUAUGAGUACUGGGGACAAGCGAAAGCAUGAUGCUUUGGAGUUGGAUGAAGAAUUUGCUAAUAAUGAAGUGGUUAUUUGGCGUGCUAAUUUUGAGGAAUUCAUUCGCUGCCUAAGGCACAAGGCUUGCGUUGAGAAUGUGAGAGCACGUCUGGAUGACGGAGCUGCACUUGUCUUAAGAGCAAUGCUUAAGUCAACUAGAACUGCAGAGAAGAAAGUAAAGAUGGAAAAUUCAGUUCCUGUAUCAUUCAGUACUAUUUAUGAGGAGGUGAUAAACAGUGAAGCUGGUCGUAAUUUGACAUGUGAUCGCGUCAAAGCUUCCCUCAGCCUGUUGUGCGAUGAAAGAGAUGUAGAUGAGGAUGAAUCCUAUAGUGUUGACUUGAAGAAAAUUCUGGAGCUGGCUCAGAAUGAUGAGGUGGAGUCAAUUGUUUUGAAAAGAUAUGGGAGAGAUGCUUAUAAAAUGUUUAGGCUACUGUCGACUUCAAGUCGUGCACUUGAGACGGAUAAGAUUUCAGAUAUGACACUUGUUGAAAAGAAGGAAACUCCCACAAUUCUCUAUAAGCUGUGGAAGGAUGAGUACUUGCUUAUGGAGAGAUUAGCUGUGACGGGAGCCAGACAGGCACAGUUCUUGGUGUGGAAGGUAGACAGGCCCAUUGUUUGGAAACAUGUUUUAGAUGAGAUGUUCCACGCAGCGCUGAAUCUGAGUCUUCGACUGGCGUACGAGGACGAACAGAUUAAAGAGGUGCAACUUCUCCCAGCGCACAAGCGAACGGGGCCAUUGGGGAAACAAUGGCAAAGAUUUAGAAAUGUGGUUUAUGUUAUGCACGCAUCCCAAUUGAAGAUUGAUGAUGCUAUCAUGCUCUUCCAUGACUUCUGAUUCUACACUAAUUGUAACUCUUAUUAAUAUGACUCGAAAACAUGACUUAAUCAAAAGCGUUUUUAGUUGUUAAAGAACACUUUUGAUCCAUUCCAAAUUGGAUCGCAUAAAAAGCAAAGUUCGUAUUUCA